GGCAGCGCCUAAGAGAAGCCUAGAAAACAUUAACGCUCCCCUCUUCAAUUAACUCGGAACUCUUUCAAACUUCCCGCCUUUUCCUCACGAGUUUUUGAUCAGCUGACACAAGAAUAACAGCCGACCUCUGGCAACACGUGGAUUUUGUCAGGUUUUGCCAUACAUACCCUUUCAUUGUUGCCAUACAACCCCCCUUGGGGUCAGAAAAGGAUGCAAGUCAAACAACCACUUCCUAACCCAAAGAAAUUUGCCAUUCUGCAAACCACUAGUAAUCUUAUUAUCGGCAAACUUGAGAGAUUUUUCUUCAGAUGGGGCAUUUGGGUGGCCACAAACCCGGCCCUGGUCAUUGUCUCCAGUUUGCUCGUGGCCUCCUUAAGUGCGGUGGGAUUCCUCAAUUUCUCGUCAGAAAGCAGAGCCGAGAAGCUUUGGAUCCCCAGCGACAGUCCCUACAUCGCCAACAAAGCAUGGCUGGACCAGAACUACCCGCAAACACGGCGACAGCAUUUCGCAUUGUUCGUGUCCGAAACGAAUAUCCUCACUCCCGAAGCACUUAUGGAGAUGUUCCGAGUGCACCAAAAGGUCCAUGCGAUCAAAGUCUCCAAUAAGACCUACGCCGACCUCUGUUUCAAACUUCCCAUAGCCAACAUUUUCCUCACCAAGAAACGCCGUCGAAAGCGUCAGGCCCUCGGACCCCGGAAUUCCAGCCCUUCCAAUCCCAACGAUCCCUCUGUGGUCGUCCCAUCUGAGGUGCUUAACGCUACCCUUCAAAUCGAAAAUGCUACGGGUUUGAAUGCAGUUAAUGCAACCAGGGAUCAGAGGUUUCUAUUAGACUCGGAUUCCCCUGAACCCGAGAAACAAGAGUCAUCCCAGACGAAUCAAGAUGAAACUGAAGAGGAUGAGGAGAGUAACUCGCUUUGGAGUGGGUAUGAUUUGGAUGAGGAAUAUGAAGAUAUCUAUGAGGAUUAUGAUUUCGAAAACGAAGACUAUGAGAUUGACUUUGUGGAAAAGGACGAGAUCGAAGAUAGCAAGAAUGGGGACGGAAACGGUGAUGGUCAGAGCGAUGAUCCACAAGAUUCCUUGUCCCCGGAAAUCUAUUGCGACUUGGUCAGCACACUCGACCAGAAAUGCUUGGAGAACAGUCUUCUGGAGAUCUGGAGAUAUUCCGAGUCCCGAAUCCAACGAUUGACCCAAAACGACAUACUUUACGCUGUCAACCAAGUUGCAGAAAGCCCUUGGUUUGGCUAUCGAACAGAUUUCGCCGUCUAUUUAGGCGCCGUUGAGAGAAACUCAACCGGCCAUAUUGUGACUGCCAAAUCUGCCAUAUAUUCUUGGGCGGCUUCCUUUGACCCUGACGGUGAACUCACUGAUGAAGGUGGAGUGGGCGUGGAACUCGAUUUGGCCGAUAAGCUCUCCUUGGACUUUGAGAAAGAAAUGAUCGCUUCGUUAUUGGAGAGUUCCAAGGAGGCCGAAGAACGGUCAGGAGUGAAGAUCUACGUGAACGUGGCCAGAAGCUUCAAUGACAUCACAGCUGAGGCCAUCUUCUUUGAUGCCGUGAAAAUGGCGGCGGGAUACUUCCUCAUGUUUUUCUAUACCAUGUUUUUCCUGGGAAGAAUCAACUUAGUUGAGCACCGAACCUGGAUUGCGGCUGGAGGGAUAUUCUCGGUAGCCAUGGGUCUGGGAAUUGCCUUUGGGAUCACAUCGGCCAUUGGUCUACCUUACACUCCAAUUCACGGCAUUUUACCUUUCUUAGCACUGGGGAUUGGCAUCGACGACAUGUUCGUUAUUGUUCAAUGCUGGUACAAUCUCAGCCCCGAGGAGCAAAAACGUGGUCUCAAGGAGAAAAUUGGAUUGACCAUGCAACACGCAGGUGUGGCCAUCACGGUCACGUCUCUAACGGAUGUGUUUGCCUUUGGAGUUGGAGCGGUCACGAUCCUGCCCGGUCUCCAGACCUUCUGUGUCACGUGUGCCAUCGCCAUCGCCUCCAUAUACAUUCUCCAAGCCUCGUGGUUUGCGGCCUUGUUGUCCUUGGACGAGCGACGGAUCCGAGCUCGCCGUGAUGGAUUGGCUCCGUGCAUCAAGUAUCGCAAUUGGACCCCCAUGGCCUGGAGUCAAAAGGACAUGGGCCGGAUGUUCAUGGGACGUGUGGCCAAGCUACUCAGUCAGGGCGUGGUCAAGGCUUUGGUGAUUCUAUUGACCUUGGGCUUCUGUGGUACAGGCAUUUAUGGCACUUACCUGAUCCGCCAAGAAUUUGAUCCAGUGCUGCUAUUGCCUGCACAAAGCUACCUCCGCCAAUGGUUGGCAGUUCAAGGGGAGCAUUUCCCGUCUUCUGGGUGGGAUGCCAAUAUCUACACUGGACCACUGAACGACCUUGAGAACGACUUGGAACAAAUGGAUCAGCUAGCCAGCGAACUCCAGUCGUUGGUCAAGGAAGGUCGAAUACUCAGAGACUUCAAUUCUUGGUGGGUGCCGUUUCGAGAUUACAUUGAAACGAAGAAAAAUGUGACAGAUUGGCACACAAUGGUUCGUGACGGAAAGUUUGAGAUGUUCCUAUCAGAUUUCCUCUUUUCCAAAGUGGGAUCCCGCUUUAAACCCAAGAUCAUUUUUGAAAAAGAGAUCGUAUGUAAUGAGCCAACGAGCAAAAUUAAGGCCACCAAAUCCGAUAUCACCUUCGUCAAGUUCUCUGGACCCGAGGAACACGUGCCUGGACGGCGUCUUAUUGAAAACCUGAUCCAAACGAAGAAGUUCUCUUCCAAAGCAUUUUCUUUCUCCAAGGUCUAUGCCGCGUGGGAAACAGACGAAGUAAUUAGCUUUGAAUUGUGGAGGAAUCUCGCUCUGGCCAUGGUUUGUGUCUUCAUUAUCACACUGGUUCUCUUGGCCAAUGUGAAGAUCUGCCUCAUGGUUCUCAGCUGUGUCUGUCUAACCCUGGUUGAUAUGGUUGGAGUCCUCCAUUUCUGGGGCUUGACCAUCGACACGAUAUCCUGUAUCAAUAUUGUGUUAGCCAUCGGGCUCUGCGUUGAUUAUUCUGCUCACAUCGCUCACGCUUUCAUUGUGGAAGAAGGCGAUCGUCAAACUCGAGCCACGAACAGUUUGGUGUCGAUGGGACCAGCCAUUCUCAAUGGUGGGAUCACCACCUUCCUUGCUUUGGUGCUCCUUGGAUUUUCGGAAUCCCACGCCUUUAUCACCUUCUUUAAGGUGUUUCUCCUGACCGUGGUUUUUGGUCUGUUCCAUGGUCUCGUUUACCUACCCGUGGUGCUCAGCAUCAUGGGGCCUCUUACAUCCCAUGACGAUUCUGACACUGACUCAAACUCGGGCUCAAGCUCGGUUAUGACUGACUCGACCAAUGGUAACUUUAAAGAUCAGCAACCGAUGAAUACCAGUGGUUUGAUUAACGAUGGUUACGUUCAUGAUGAGCUUCCCCGGGGAGUCGCUCGCAAGAUCAGUCUUUUAGGCGGGAGGAACCGCGUCUCCUGGACUCCUCAACAUCCUUCCAAGACUGGCGAGAUCGCCACGGACGAGAUUCAAGCGGCCACCCAAGCAGAGAGCCCAGCCAGCCAUACCUCUCGGGAAGGCAGCGUGGGCAGCAGCGAGGAGGACCUGAAGACGGCCGCGGAGACGUCCGAUCCCGAUCAACCGGUUUAUACUCAGACUACAGAUUUACACAUGUGAUUUGAAGACGGGCUUGCCUUUUGCAGCAUUAACUCUCACAUAUCUUACUUUGAAGAUUAUUUUUUGUCAGAUUAAUAUGUGCCUACUAGUAAUAUAAAUGGUGAUUUCCUCUCUUUGUGAUUGA
Messenger RNA from Tigriopus californicus, 3790 nucleotides. RefSeq lists its product as uncharacterized. Lineage: Eukaryota; Metazoa; Arthropoda; Copepoda; Harpacticoida; Harpacticidae. The transcript has 17 exons. The record is from RefSeq and is a predicted model, not a curated record. The coding region runs from base 211 to 3666 and encodes 1151 amino acids. Gene Ontology annotation, cellular component: membrane.